Molecule: messenger RNA, 3393 nt
Organism: Patella vulgata (common limpet)
Lineage: Eukaryota; Metazoa; Mollusca; Gastropoda; Patellidae
Product: F-box-like/WD repeat-containing protein TBL1X
Exons: 15
Coding region: 658-2127 (489 amino acids)
Biological process (GO): regulation of transcription by RNA polymerase II
Cellular component (GO): histone deacetylase complex
Molecular function (GO): transcription corepressor activity; protein binding
Source: RefSeq, a predicted model, not a curated record
UUGGAUUAACCUGUUGAUAGUGGAUAAUAAUUUGUUUACAGGGUGUUUAUUUGUUAAGUUAUAUUUGAAUUCGGUACUGAAAGUGUUCUGUCCGUCAAUUUCACACUGAAUUGUAUUAAAAUCGCGCCACAUGGCGUAAAAUUCUAGCUUCCUCCGCCAUUGUGGGAAAACUGACGGUGUGUCUAUUUCUGACGAUAGUGAGAGAGCUUGCACGGUUUUCCUUCAUCUCUUUGCCAAUAACGGGAUAUUUAUAUUAAAUUUGUGUUAUUCAACACGUGAUGUGUUCAGGUAUAUCCUGAUUGUGUCUAUUAAGUUUAUUACUGUUUAAUAUACACUGUUUAUUGCUUUAUUUAUUAUAAUAAUUGGAACGAAGUCGUGUGACUGGGAGUGCAGACUUUUCUAUUAGGCUACAACAAUAUAGUUCGAUCUUUCUAGAUACUGUGAAGUCGACUGAAGACACUGAUUACCGACUACAGAGUGUCUUCAAUAAAGUUUAAUUCGUCCGAAUUCUAUUGGAAGUACAUGACCAAAAAUAUUGUGAUAGUUGGGAUAAAACUCAUAGGGAUUUUAAAAGUUCUAAAUAAACAAUACAUUCAAUGAAUAAAAGGUGAGCCGAUGUUAGAGUUGUCCGAUCUUCAUGUCUAAGUUGUUUCCACCAUGAGUUUUAGUAGCGAUGAGGUGAACUUUCUUGUAUAUCGCUACCUACAAGAAUCAGGUUUUGUGCAUUCUGCUUACACCUUUGGUAUAGAAAGUCACAUCAGUCAAACAAAUAUAAAUGGGGCGUUGGUGCCCCCAGCUGCCCUUCUUAAUAUCAUUCAGAAGGGAUUACAGUACACAGAGGCGGAGAUCAGUAUCGCAGAGGAUGGAACGGUACGGCCUAUGGAAUCACUCUCAUUGAUCGAUGCUGUAAUGCCAGAAACUGUAGAGUCAAAGAAACAAGCAGCCGCCAAAGCUAAUCCAAUCAAAACGGAGACGGCAAAUACAAAUGGAGAAGAUGCGUCGCAUACAGUUGCUAAUCAUUCAGAGAAUAUGGAAGUAGAUGGAACAGUGGAUAUUCCUACAUCAAAAACGACUGUUCUCAGAGGUCAUGAAUCGGAGGUGUUUAUUUGUGCUUGGAAUCCUGCCAAUGACCUGUUAGCUUCAGGUUCUGGUGACUCGACAGCUAGAAUAUGGAAUAUGAAUGAUAUUAGUUCGAACGCCAAUCAAUUAGUUUUACGCCAUUGUAUACAAAAAGGUGGUACGGAGGUACCCAGUAAUAAAGAUGUCACAUCGUUAGAUUGGAACUGUGAUGGAACAUUAUUAGCAACUGGUUCAUAUGAUGGAUAUGCGAGAAUGUGGAGUACAGAUGGUCGUUUAGUAAAUACAUUAGGACAACAUAAAGGUCCAAUAUUUGCCUUAAAGUGGAAUAAACGGGGAAAUUAUAUUUUAAGUGCUGGUGUAGAUAAAACAACUAUUAUCUGGGAUGCUAGCUCAGGUAGCUGUCAACAACAAUUCGCAUUUCAUUCUGCCCCUGCGCUGGACGUAGAUUGGCAGUCUAAUAUUAGCUUUGCAUCCUGUUCAACAGAUCAGUGUAUUCAUGUUUGUCGACUAGGACACGACCGACCCAUCAAAACAUUCCAAGGACACACUAAUGAGGUUAAUGCUAUAAAAUGGGAACCACAAGGCAAUUUAUUAGCAUCCUGUUCAGAUGAUAUGACAUUAAAAAUAUGGAGUAUGAAACAAGAAACCUGUGUUCAUGAUUUACAAGCUCAUAGUAAAGAAAUUUAUACCAUUAAAUGGAGUCCGACGGGACCCAACACAAAUAAUCCUAAUGCUUCUUUAAUUUUAGCCAGUGCAUCAUUUGAUUCGACAGUAAGAUUAUGGGAAGUAGAGAGGGGAACAUGUCUACAUACAUUAACUAAACAUCAAGAACCAGUAUAUAGUGUAGCGUUUAGUCCAGAUGGUAGAUAUUUAGCUAGUGGAUCAUUUGAUAAAUGUGUACAUAUAUGGAAUGUUCAAAGUGGCAGUUUAGUUCAUAGUUAUCGAGGUACAGGGGGAAUAUUUGAAGUUUGUUGGAAUCAUAGAGGUGAUAAAGUUGGUGCCAGUGCUUCAGAUGGUUCUGUUUUUGUAUUGGAUUUACGGAAAUAGGAAUUAUAUUCUAGAUAUGGGUUUUAACUUGGUGCGUCUAUAAAUCUGUCACUGCUGCUGAUUGGAAGAAAAACACAUGAAUAGUUGCCAAAAUCUCACUCUUCCUGUGAACAACAACCGACCACUAUGAAUGGUACAGUGACGUGAAAAAAAAUUAGCACAAAUCAGCUGGGAAUAUAUUCAGUUCAAAGGUCAAAGGUCAUGACCCCCAACCCGCCAGGGAAUCAAGUGCUGAAGGAUGAAAUACGAUGGAGUGACAUAUCACUCGAUAUCAUCACAUCCAGAAUCGCCCCAUACCAGAUAUAAGUACGAAACAAUGUACCACAUAAACCAACAGAUUGCUACGGAAAGCGUUCCAGAUAACGAAAGUCGGCCAUCUUGAUAAUGAGGGUGCUUUGAUGUUUAGCAUAUUUGCUCACGUCGUCGCAGCUUAAGCUUUCCAUGGAAGCCUGCUUCAAAAGCCUUAAGACAUUACAUGUUGUUUUCUUUAGAUUAGUAAAUGUUUCUUUAAAAAAAGACGUUUGAUUUUUUUUUUUUUUUUUAAUAGUCGUAAAAUCUUUUAUUUUUUUAAAAAAAAUAAUUAAACAUAAUGUUAUUUCUCUUCAAUUCGAAAUGUUAAAAUUGUUAACAAUAAAAAAUUCAAAUUAUUUUCAUAAAUUUUCUUUUAUUUUCAAUGUUAUAAAAUAGAAAAGUUUUCUUUUUCAAAUAAUUUAUAUGUGGAUAAAAGUUGAAUAGGGCAGUGUGUUAACUAUUUUAAGAUAUGGUAAGAAGAAUGGCUAGAAAGUAUUAAUGUGUUUGUGAUAUAACUUCUCUAUGAUGAUAAUCUGUAAAAAAAAAAAUAUGUCUGAAAACCGAACUUUUCAAUUGAUAAUUGAGAAUGUUUUCAAAAGUUAAAAUGAAAGAUAGUGUACUGAAAUGGAGGAAGCAACAGGAAAAAAUUACAUUUUUUUAAAAAUUAUUUAGUAAUUGACGGUUUCCGAAAGUUAACAGAACACAAUUUUUAUGGGAAAGUUAGUAGACGAUGAUAUUGAAAAUAUCUACGAUAGAAGAAACUUAGGCCUUCUGGAAAAUCGUUAUCCAGAAUAAAGAAAAUAUUUGGAUAAGCCUUAUGAAAGUAAUGAAUGAUUGAUUGUAUCGGUAGUAGUAGUAGAUUUUUCUUUUUAAAAGAAAUUGUUUUGUUGAUUUUAUACUGUUAAAUAUCAUCAUUAAUGUUUAAUACUUUUAUUGAAUCAUUCUUAUACUUUCAAAUUUUUUCCCGUUUUAAUA